Molecule: messenger RNA, 652 nt
Organism: Sinocyclocheilus rhinocerous
Lineage: Eukaryota; Metazoa; Chordata; Actinopteri; Cypriniformes; Cyprinidae
Gene: cart4
Product: cocaine- and amphetamine-regulated transcript 4
Exons: 3
Coding region: 109-423 (104 amino acids)
Biological process (GO): negative regulation of appetite; cellular response to starvation; adult feeding behavior
Molecular function (GO): neuropeptide hormone activity
Source: RefSeq, a predicted model, not a curated record
GAGAAAAACUUUCAACGCUGUUAUCGCUAAAACAGAAAAUAGUUAUAAAAAGGAUUUUGUAUUUUAAAUUCUCAGUUUUACCUUACUGACGCCAAAGCAUUCAGCACCAUGGACAGCGUCCGCGCGGCGGUUUACCUGAGCGUGUUCCUCUCGCUGCUCUGCGUCUGCAGGGGUCAGAUGUCACUGGACAACCGACUGAGCGCGCAAGAGGAGCAGUUCAUCAAAAGAGACCUGGCUGAGGCGCUCGAUGAACUUUUGGAUGGAGAUCAGGACAAUCGGAUAUCUGUGGAGAAAAAAGCUAGUGUCAUCCCAAGGUGUGAUGUGGGGGAGCGCUGCGCCAUGAAGCACGGACCGCGCAUCGGGCGACUGUGUGAUUGCAUGCGAGGAACAGCCUGCAAUACUUUCUUCUUGCGCUGCUACUGAUAGAGCUCGCGCAGCUCUCUUCUCUCUCAGGCACUGUGCUAAUUAAACUCGUGACAGCAAUGCUUGGGACACCUCAUCUAUUUAACGCGUGAAAUUACAUGGGUGAUGUAUUCAGUACUGUUGUUUUGUUCGUAAACUUGUCUAUGUGUAUAUGAUUAAACGUGUUUAUUUUAAGUUAAUAAAACGUCUUUAAGGCUCAUUCGUUCUGAACACUGUCUAGCCUACUCUA